AAACGGAAACUGUUCCACUGCAGUCCACUGGGGGCGCUGUGGUGCUGCCGCUGCGACACGACCAUCAGAACUCAACUGUCGAUGCUGUCUGUGAUGAGAACAGCCAAAUCGUAAUGGCGACUGUCGGAACAGCAGACUUGGGAUCAGCGGCACCGACAGAUAUUAGGACUCGGUUCUGGAAAGCAUUUCAGCGAGGGACCAGUGGCAUCCGAAAAAUGGCUCCUUCAGAGAUGCCUGGCUCUUCAGGCACAACUCAGAGUAUGAAGAAGACCAUCGGACACCGGGGGGUUGAGACCACCACAGGAGAGACUACCUAUAAAAAGACCACAUCAUCUGCCCUAAAAGGUGCCAUCCAGUUGGGCAUCACUCACACAGUUGGCAGCUUAAGCCAAAAGGCGGAAAGGGAUGUUCUCAUGCAGGACUUUGUGGUGGUCGAAAGCAUCUUCUUCCCCAGUGAAGGCAGUAACCUGACUCCUGCUCACCACUACAGUGACUUUCGUUUUAAGACCUAUGCUCCUAUUGCCUUUCGCUACUUCAGAGAACUCUUUGGCAUUCGACCAGAUGACUACCUGUAUUCUCUGUGUAACGAGCCACUGAUCGAGCUGUCUAACCCCGGAGCAAGCGGAUCCCUCUUCUAUGUCUCCAGUGACGACGAGUUCAUCAUCAAGACUGUUCAACACAAAGAGGCAGAGUUCCUCCAGAAACUCCUACCUGGAUACUUCAUGAACAUAAACCAAAACAAGCGCACCUUGUUACCCAAGUUCUACGGGCUGUAUUGCGUGCAGGCAGGUGGGAAGAAUAUCCGUAUUGUAGUGAUGAACAAUCUUCUGCCUCGGAUCAUCCCCAUGCACCUCAAAUACGACCUGAAGGGCUCCACCUAUAAGAGACGAGCUUCCCCUAAGGAAAGAGAAAAGGCCGUUCCCAUUCACAAAGACCUGGACUUUAUCCAGGACUUGCCUGACGGUCUGCUGCUCGAAGCGGACAACUAUAAUGCACUGUGCAAGACCAUUCAGAGGGACUGCUUGCUCUUGCAGAGUUUCAAGAUAAUGGAUUACAGUCUGUUGAUGGGCAUCCACAACAUGGACCAGGCCAAUCGAGAGCGUAGCGGGGGCAACCCGGGUGACAGUGGGGGGUCAGAAGGAGCAGUGACCCCAGAUCAGCGCCGGCCACAAGCUCAGAAAAGUCUGUACUGUACAGCCAUGGAGUCCAUUCAAGGCGAGGCUCGAGGGAAGGGAGUUUUGGAUUCAGAAGACCACAUGGGCGGUAUUCCAUCUCGUAAUACUAAAGGAGAGAGGUUGCUGAUCUACAUCGGCAUCAUUGACAUUCUACAGUCCUACAGGUUUAUUAAGAAGUUGGAGCACUCUUGGAAGGCCUUGGUCCAUGAUGGGGACACAGUUUCAGUUCACAGACCUGGAUUCUAUGCAGAUCGUUUCCAACAAUUCAUGUGCAACACAGUGUUCAAGAAAAUUCCACUAAAACCAUCACCAUCUAAGAAGAGUCGUGGUGGUGUUCCGGGAGGUCUGAGGAGGGCCCCCACCCUGGGAGGUCCCACCCCGCUCUCCCACGCUGCGGGACAGUCAGCCGUUGACUCCAGACUUGUCUACCACAGCCACUUUAAAAGCACAGAUUCAGAGGCAGACAGCGGUGUUCAGUUGGGCAGACCAGAUCUUGUUCCGAGGACCCCUCCGCUGGGAGAAAACUCUGCUGACUAUGAGGCCAACCUGUCCACCUCGUCGCUAGGCAGCACAGGAGUUGCCUCCACCUCUCCUCCCCUACGGUCUGUAGGGGUAGAAGUUCAUAAAUCGGCAAACACAGACAUUGACCAUCACAGGUACAGAAGUUUGGGGGAAGAAGGGGCGGUCGAUAAGUCAGGCAACCUGUCUGGAAACGAAGAAGUAAUUUCACUCUCAGACAUAAUCCCUGAGACCAACAUCUGCUUUGUAAUAAAAAACAGACAUCUGAAGACUAGGCGUUUCUGGAUGAGGUGAAGUGGGCGGAAAUAACAAUAAAGAGAGUGAAACACCCAUCCAACACGGACCCUCUGUUGCACCUCUGUUGUUUUCUCACACAUAGAGUUUAUACAGGGAUCGCUGGAUCAAGCAGCAAGGUGCAGUGGAGGUUGUGACAGUGACGAAAACAGUGAUGGGAAGAUCAAGAAGAAGGCGGUGUGUCAUCGACAUCCCAAAGCCCAAUUUUCUCUAAUACACACCUGGAUAAUGCGUAUUACCCUGAAUUGGCAGCGCUGUAGUAGCUCUGGCAGCACUACAUUGAUAAAAAAAAAAUUCCGUCAUGUUCCAACAAGAAGGAUGCUUCGAUGACUAACUGGACAAUAAUUAGUUGUAUAUUGUGAAAGUCCAUGCCCCAGUCACCGGUGGAUGGUAAAGACAGUCAAAUUAUUCGUGAAAAGUCCUCUUGUCCAAUUUUCGCAGCAUGAAGCAAUUUUGAGAUGCACAGACAGCAUUUCAGCAUGAACACACACUUUAGAGCACAUGAAGGGCAUAGCCUGCAUUUGUAGGAGUGAAUACUUCCCUCUCCAUUCAUGCGGAAGUCUAAGUGGCUUCACAUUUCCGUGAUUCACACUCGAGUGUUGCCAUUUCCACCCAUCCAUUUCCCCCUCGGCCCCUCAUGAGCAGGGGCACUCUGAGCUAUCAACGGUCCUUGUUUGUAUCAGCACUUGCUACUGUUGACUCUGCAAUCAUGUAUGCAUUUCUUUUUACUGAUUGUGGAUGUACAGUAUUUGACAAAAUAUUUUGAAAUAGCACAGGGAUGGGUUGAACCAGACUUAACACGGCAAUUUUUGUUUCACGUUUUGUUAUUCCGUUGGAAGCCACGGUGGUGCGGCUAAGGUCCAGCUAGAUCUUGCCACUGCUGAAUGUACUUUACAAUGUUUUUCUUAUGUAGAAUGUGUCUUAUUAACAUGGCAGACCACAUUUGUACAACCCUUACAAACCUCCCACCCUGUUGAAGACCAUAUGUGCUAUAAAUGAAUACAGAAAGGAGCUGUUGACCGCAUCGCUGACCAGUAGAUGCUGUUAAAUGAAGUCAUGAUAUUAAGCUAGUAGAAUAGUAGUAAUUUCCAGCUACUGUCAUUCAUCUUCGUCAUGUCUGUGCCUUUACAUGUUUGUCCCCUCCUUAACGUUUGAUGUAUAGUAUGUCUGACAUUUUCUACAGGUUAUUGUCACACAAAGAAACCUGCCUUAUCACUACAGCUAAAGUCAUCAAACUGCCAUUUGUAUGUUUGGACCAACAGUCAGCUUAAAGGAAUUCAAUUUUAAUGCAAACACUAGUACAAUCCCUUUUUGGUUAUUCGUGCAAACGUCAAGCGCUCAGUCACUGGUUCAUCAGCUCAGCUAAUCUUGUAAACUCUCCCAACGUCAGACAGUAAGGAUGUCUGUCUCUUAAUAUUCAUUUCUGCUGGUAACAGAAAUGACCUCUCGCCCACAUCCACGCUUGACCAAUAUUAACCAUGUGUGUAACUAUUAUUUGUAAUUUUUUUGUAUGUAGCCUUACGCCGCUCUUACUCUGCUUUUCAUAACAAUUAUGCUUUGUGCUUUGUUUUCACAAAAUGUUUUUGUGUUGAUGUUAUUUAGGGCACUAUGCAAGCUGCAGAGGCGGCUGGCUGAGAGGUUCCCCCCCCCCCCCCGAGAGAUUUCUGAUACAGAAAUUUGAAUCACUACCAAGUGACCGUAGCAACACUCAAGAUCAUAGAUACCAUCUCAUUUAAGGAACUACUGUUUGUUUUGUAGGCACAUUUGGUCUAUGCAGCAGAGAGGGAGAAGGGAAAAUGGGAGUUGUGAAUAUAGAAGGAACAAAAACUACGUAUGUUCAUCAAUGCACAGUUGAGGAGUCUUUUGUAGUAUAAGUCAAUCACUGCACCAAAGAAAGGAGUGGGGAGUUCUUGCAAAUGUUAAGGUCCAGUACAGUUAACAGGAAAAUGAAAUCAGGACACUCCUCGAUACCUGCAUUUACUGAUGUGUAAGACAUGGUAAUAACACUGGGUUGACCUGUGUUUAAGGAUCUAUUAUUGAACUGGAUAUUUGUUUUCCUAAAUAAUUUCACGUCUGAUAAGCUGUAUCUGACAAUUUUUUUUUCUUUAUCAAACCAUUGGUUUACUUUGUGGCCUGAGACAUUUAAAAGAUUUACCCCACAUUCCUGUGAAAUUCAAGUUAAAUUUACUACAGUUGUGGUAGCUCUUAGAAUCUGUUAUUUACCACCUUUUAUGUAUUUGGGGUAAUGUACUUGAAAUUAUUUUUUUCUGAUAUGCUGAAAUGUAAAAUAUUGAUUAUUUCAAACAGAUCAGUUAAAAGUUGUAUUUAGUUGGUUGAGUCAAACAGCCGCCAAAGAAAACACUCCAGGAAAUUCUUUCUCAUAAGAAAAAUCCAGAUUAUAUUUUGUGACAACUGGAUUUUGAUGUUUUAUGUUGUGACAUUAUUUUUGUUGUUGUGUGGUACUGUGCAAUUGCUGGAUGUAGACCAGCUGUGUCACAGUUAUGUACUACACAAUGACACAAGAGAAAUGUCAUCCUAUGGUGCUUAAAGGGCGGUGCACUCAGUGUAGACACUACAGAGUAUUUGAAGUAUUGCAAUAUGAACCACAAUCUACCACCUUUUCAGCUCUAAGAAGUAUAUUUAUUAUGAUUAAUCGCUGCAGGCUGAAAAGAUGAAAGUUGUAUUAUGUACCUUUUUAGAUGAUUGUACGUAUACUGACAAAAGGAUGUCUGAAACUUUAUAGUGUGUAUUGCCUAUGAAGGGGGACAAGUUGACAAUUUCACUUUUUAUAUUUCAUGUUUAGAUUGUGAUAUGAUAGACAUGUUUUCGCCAUGAUGAUUCUGGGUUGUUAAUCUCCCACCAUUUUUCAACAUGAAUGUUUCACACGGCUUACGAGCCACCAUUGCUGGUUGUCCUAUAAUGCUUCAAUUACUAUAUUUUUACUGUGUAUAAAAUGUGUAUAUGUACAUAGGAGUCACAGAAAUGCCUUCUCAUGCAAUAUGUGCUGCCUGUCCCUCCUGCCAUGUUUCUGUUAUGUGCUGGUGAUGUUUUCAUGUCUGAUUUUAAAGGAUUAAACAUAUUUUCUAAAUCUU
Etheostoma spectabile (orangethroat darter) is the source of this 5080-nucleotide messenger RNA. It is a transcript of the gene pip5k1ab, whose product is annotated as phosphatidylinositol-4-phosphate 5-kinase, type I, alpha, b. The coding region runs from base 114 to 1988 and encodes 624 amino acids. Gene Ontology annotation, biological process: phosphatidylinositol phosphate biosynthetic process. The record is from RefSeq and is a predicted model, not a curated record. Lineage: Eukaryota; Metazoa; Chordata; Actinopteri; Perciformes; Percidae. The transcript has 17 exons. Gene Ontology annotation, molecular function: 1-phosphatidylinositol-4-phosphate 5-kinase activity. Gene Ontology annotation, cellular component: plasma membrane.